UAUGAAAAUUUUAUAUUUUAUUUUAACCUUGAAAUUUGAAACUAACUCAUUAAGUAUUGAUUGUGUUUCAUAAUAUUUGAAAUUAAAUUAAAAACGUUUCAAAGAAUAAUAAACAUCUUCAUUACUUGUCUUUAUUUGAAAAUCGAAACAUAAUAACUAUGAAUACGAAAGUUGCUAUUCGAUUUUAUCAGACUGUAAAACCCCAUAAACCUUUAAUUAGAUUCCGUUAUGGCGUAACUGGAAACAAUCACAUACUACCUCAAGAUGCAGUUGCUCCUGUAGGUUCUGUUUUCUCAUUAGAACAUAAUGAAUUACCGUUAAGAUUUAAACGGGGACCUUUAGAUGAAGCUGAAAUUAAUGCUAUUAAUAGUGGUGGAGCAGAGUAAUUGCUAUAAUAUAAAAUUAUUUUUUAACAGUUAUCAAUUACAUUUAAUGAAUUUGUAAAAAAAAAUGUAACUAGAUAUAAAAUAUUAGUAUUAUAAUUGUAGUAAAGGUAUUAUUUCAAGUGUAUAAUUUGUUUAUGUCAUCUUUUUUAGUUGAUUUAUUAUUAAUUGUAUUAUAGUAGGAUUAAGUUUCUGAAUAGAUUAUCAUAUAUUAUUUUGUAAUAAUUUAUGAUAUUGUAUCAGAUUACAAUCACUAUAUUGAUAAUAAUUUUUAUUAAGUAUAUUUCUCCUGAAGUAACAUGAAAUAAUAACAUUAAUUUAAAGUAAAAUUAAUAUAUUUAGAGUAUUCAACAAAAUUCUAGCAAAUAUCCAUUAGAAAAUCAUAUGAAUUUGUCAGAACCCCAUAGAUUGCUCUGAAUAUGUAUUGUUUUUUUUUAUUUAAAAAAUAUACAUUACAAUAUAAUACAUAAUAUAUAUAAUUCUAUAA
This is a messenger RNA of Daktulosphaira vitifoliae (grape phylloxera), 870 nucleotides long. RefSeq lists its product as uncharacterized. The transcript is spliced from 4 exons. The record is from RefSeq and is a predicted model, not a curated record. Bases 159 to 386 code for a protein of 75 amino acids. Lineage: Eukaryota; Metazoa; Arthropoda; Insecta; Hemiptera; Phylloxeridae. Gene Ontology annotation, biological process: 2-oxoglutarate metabolic process.